GUUCCUAUCCAACAACGAUGAGCUGCCAUCACACAACGAAACCCUCUGAGGGAUACCCACAGCUUAAUUACACUGCUGGGGCCAAAUGGGUCAAAAACCUCACACAGUCGAGGCUGGGAACCUUCCAAGGCGGCCAUUAUUCUGACAUGAACUUGUCGUCGGUGCUCUUUACUCAUCGAGUGGACAAUGAUACGCAUGUAAAGCUUCAAGUGUGGAGUGCUCCCGGACUCACGAAGCCUACAUUCAAAGAAGCCAUGAAGCAGGACUUCAGACCGGCGCGCAAAGGAGAUUCGUUUGGGCCUUCAUGGACCAACCACUGGUGGAAAGUUUCGCUCACCAUUCCAGGAUAUUGGCAGCAGUAUGAAACUGUACAGUUUGAAUUUGAUCCCGGAUGUGAGGCUAUGGUAUACACAACGGACGGGUUACCGUUACAAGGCAUUACCGGAGGCUAUGGGGGAGAUCGUAGAGUUGAGCAUAUCAUUCCUCCAGAGGCGCGCAAGAAGGGUAAAUAUGAAAUCGUCAUCGAGUCUACGUGCAAUGGAAUGUUUGGCGUUCCAUGGAAUGGCGAUACUAUAGAACCUCCUGACAUGAACAGGUACUUCGGUCUCGCGUCGGCGGAUCUUGUUGUUCCCAACCAUGAAGCGUGGCAUCUCCUUUGGGACUUCCAAACACUGCGUGAGAUUAUCGACAAUCUCUGGGGAAAUACGCCUUUACAAAACCAAGCCUUGGUAGCUGCUAAUGAAAUUAUAAACGUCUUCCAUAAAGAAGAUGUCUCUUCCAUCGGGAAAGCUCGUAAACUUGCUGAAGAGGUUUUCGGUGUAGGAUGGCAAGCCAAAGGUGCUGGCAUCUAUGACGAAGGCGAAAAAGAUUCAAGAGUCUGGGGUAUUGGCCACUGUCACAUAGAUACUGCAUGGCUCUGGCCCUACCAUGUUACUCAACAAAAAGUUGCCCGGUCUUGGUCAACUCAGGUCGAUCUCAUGGAACGUUAUCCCGAGCACCGCUUCUCUUGUUCGCAAGCGCAGCAAUUCAAAUGGCUUGAACAGUUGUACCCACCCUUGUACGAGAAGGUCAAGGAGAAAGUCCUGGAUGGCAGGUUCCAGCCCGUCGGUGGCUCCUGGGUCGAGAAUGACUCGAACAUGCCUUCUGGUGAAGCCUUGAUCAGGCAAUUCCUUUUCGGCCAGCGUUAUUUCGAGUCGAAAUUCGGCAAGCGCUGCGACACGGCCUGGUUGCCCGAUUCCUUUGGGCUUACCGGCUCUCUUCCCCAACUUAUCAGGGGUGCUGGAAUGAAGUACUUCUUCACGCAGAAGUUGAGCUGGAACAACAUCAACAACUUCCCGCACAGUACGUUUAAUUGGGUGGGAAUAGACGGCACUCAAGUUUUGUGCCAUAUGACACCAGUUGAAACAUACACUGCGCAAGCAACUGUUGGAGAUGUCAAGAAAGGCAUCGAGAACCACAAGAAUUUGGAAUCAUCGGCUACUGCUCUACUCGUGUUUGGUAACGGGGACGGAGGAGGAGGUCCUUUACCGAAGAUGUUGGAAAAUCUUCGUCGCAUCCGGGCAGUUACUAACACUCACAGAGAACUGGUAUCGGUCAACAUGGGCCACUCCGUCGAUGAGUUCUUUGACAUGCUUUUGUCGACAACGGGCCAAGGGUCAAAGUUGCCGAAUUGGCACGGAGAGCUGUAUCUAGAGUUCCAUCGUGGCACGUAUACUUCACAUGGGUCAAUCAAGAAGGGAAAUCGUCAUUCCGAGAUCCUCAUGCGCGAUAUCGAGCAAUUGGCUACACUGGCGUCUUUGUUCAAGCCGUCAGAUUACAAGUACCCUAGAAAGGAGAUCAACGAUAAUUGGGAGAAGGUCUUACUCAACCAGUUCCACGACAUUCUCCCAGGAUCCGCAAUUGGAAUGGCCUAUGACGAAGCGGAAGAAUACUACGCCCAAGUUUUCAAGAGUGGAAAGGUCUUGUUGGAAGAUGCUUUCAAGGUUCUCUUCCCUAAUUCCGUAUCGGUCACGUCUCCGGAAUUCAACUCCAAGACGGCGAACCUUGCCAAUAUCUUUGCAGUCAACACUACCUUCUUCCCUCGUCGGGAGAUCGUUAAGGUCCCAGUUUUGGGAAGCGUGAAAGACCUAAAGAAUAAGCUGAUUCAGACCUCCAAGGAUGGCAAAGAUGGGUAUGUUAUGAUGGGGUGCGGACCCGCCACGACUAGCGUUGGACUCGUCAAUGACUUGGGUGGCCCUUCCUUGACCGAGGUGCCUCUUCCUGUAGCAGUCUAUACAAACGGAUCGGACCACUUUGUAUUGCGCAAUGCUAGCGUACAACUCACUAUCUCUAAUGGAAGAAUUACCAGUCUUCUCGAUGUUCAGCAGGGUCGUGAGCUUCUCACGGAAGGAGCUACUGGUGGUUUGAUCAUUUUCGAGGACCGGCCUAAUUACUGGGACGCUUGGGAUGUCGAAAUCCAUCACUUGGAGAUGCCGCACCCACUGGAGUUCUCUAACAUGUCUGUCGUCGCCCAUGGUCCUCUGCGUGCGUCUGUCAGGGCUGAAGUCAAGUAUGGUCAGAGCACAAUAUCUGUGACGAUCUCGCUUGAUGCAGUCCCUGCUACGACUAAGCUCAACUCGCGCUCGAUGUUCGUUUUCGAUGCAGUAGUUGACUGGCAUCAAAGGCACGAGUUCUUGAAAUUCGAACUGCCCCUCAACCUUCACAGCGACUUUGCCACCUAUGAGAUGCAGUUCGGCCAUGUACAACGACCCACGCACAAGAAUACGACCUGGGACAUUGCCAAGUUUGAAGUCUGUGGGCACAAAUACGCCGAUUUGAGUGAAUAUGGAUAUGGUGUUGCUAUUCUUUCUGAAUCCAAAUAUGGUUUCUCUUGCUUGGGCAACAUUCUCCGUAUCUCGCUCUUGCGUAGUGCUACGGCUCCAGACGCAGAACAGGAUCAAGGUGAACACAAAUUCUCCUGGGCCGUUAUGCCGCACGUCGGAUCCUUCUUGGAGUCUGACGUACCUAUGGCUGCGUACUUGUUCAAUUCACCAUUGUAUCUCCGCCACGGCGACAUCGCCAACGAGCUGGCAUCGAGCGCUCCUUUCGCCGUCCAUGGAGCACCCAACGUGUUCCUUGAGACCGUCAAACGUGGGGAAGAUGAUACUAAGGACGUCACGACCGUGGUUCUCCGUCUGUACGAGGCCUUUGGUGGUCACGCUCGAGCGGCGCUGCGUGUUGGCAGCGGUAUCUAUGUCAAGAAAGCCUUCCUUACCAAUCUGCUGGAGGAUGACCUUGACGCGACAGAGGUUGCGGUUUCGGAGAGUGGUUCAAGGGGCGGGGGAUCGAUCAAGCUGGACUUCCACCGGUUUGAGGUGAAGACCGUUAAGUUAGUUAUCGGAAAGGUGGGGAAGCGGGACAGUUGGGUCAAUGUAGACCGAUUCUAAACCCUGGUGGGGAUGUAUGAAUAUAGCCGAGAAAAUAAGAAUGUCGGACAGGACUUGUAUUAUGGAAUGCUGGAGUGUGUAAAUUUUGUAAAAUGUUUUAUAUCCAUAUAUACAAGCUCAAAUAGCGUCCUCGACAAGGACAUUGUGCACAUGCUAGG
This is a messenger RNA of Desarmillaria tabescens, 3583 nucleotides long. RefSeq names its product glycoside hydrolase family 38 protein. Gene Ontology annotation, biological process: mannose metabolic process; oligosaccharide catabolic process. The coding region runs from base 18 to 3425 and encodes 1135 amino acids. The record is from RefSeq and is a predicted model, not a curated record. NCBI's taxonomy places the organism in Eukaryota, Fungi, Basidiomycota, Agaricomycetes, Agaricales, Physalacriaceae. The transcript has 33 exons. Gene Ontology annotation, molecular function: alpha-mannosidase activity; carbohydrate binding. Gene Ontology annotation, cellular component: fungal-type vacuole membrane.